Exophiala xenobiotica is the source of this 1073-nucleotide messenger RNA. RefSeq lists its product as uncharacterized. Gene Ontology annotation, cellular component: core mediator complex; mediator complex. Gene Ontology annotation, molecular function: transcription coregulator activity. The record is from RefSeq and is a predicted model, not a curated record. The transcript has a single exon. Bases 64 to 1008 code for a protein of 314 amino acids. NCBI's taxonomy places the organism in Eukaryota, Fungi, Ascomycota, Eurotiomycetes, Chaetothyriales, Herpotrichiellaceae. Gene Ontology annotation, biological process: regulation of transcription by RNA polymerase II.
UGAUCAUCGUGCGAGACUAGACGCCCGAAGCUUCAGAUAGAUCAGUCCUCGCAUGAUUUCAGCAUGGAAUCACUCGUCCUCGAUCCUCUCAACUCCAUCGAAACCCAUCUCGACUCCCUCAUAACAUCCCUCGCGCAAACCAACACCUUCGCCAGUGCUCCUCAGAUUGCAAAGGACCUGGUCACGGACGACGACAACCUUACAACAUCUCUGACCCUCCUUCAGCGACACCAACAGAACUACGCACGAAUCCUCGAGCUCCGUACCGAGGUGGAAGAACUACGGUCUCAGCUCAAAGACACGAUCCGUGGGUGCGUCUCAUUCAGACAAGAGAUUGUCAAAGUCCACCCUUCUAUCCUUGACGAGUCGGACGACGAAGAGGAGGGCCAAGAUACCAAGGUCUCAGAGAUAGACUACCAUACCCUCCUAGCCUUUGCCGCACGAAUAGGCAAACACAAUGCCGCAGCCGCACGAGAGGCAGAAGCCGAAGCAGUCCGGAGGAAAGUCGCUGCUAAGAACAACACGGCCAAUGGAGUCAGAGAUGGCGGUGCCGAGAACGCCACGGCAGAGACGGAAGCUGAAUUGGAGCGGAUCAACAACACAGUCGCGCAGACACGAGCACAAAUGGGCAUGGCAUUUCCAGAUGCGAAUAUCCUACGUAUAGGCGCGUUAGGGCAGCUACAGUUAUUGCAAGAGAAGCAGGCUGGCACAGGUGCUAACGUAAAAGAGAUGGUCGACCGGGAGGUUGAGAGGCUUGUCAGGGAAAGCGAGAAUAUUGCUGACGCGGUGGUCGAAAGAGUUGAAGAAACGACGACAGAGAGCGCGACUUGGACGAGUCCGGAGAUGGCAAAGCAAUCGUUACCGGGAGCUCUUCACCAAGCUGGACCACAAAUUGGACAGCCCUCGAGUUCGCAGCUCGCCCAGAGACCAGGUGGUCUGCCGCCUGGACAGCGUAAGAAGAAGGUGGGUCUAGAUUUUCCGAGCAGCGAUGAUGAAGAUGAAGAUUGAGCAAAUAUACCGCGACGUCUGCUGGACCCUUCUGCUUCCUCCGUUCCACUGAUUGUAUUCCCAUG